UCCGCCGCCUCCCGGUUCCGCAGUCACUUCCUGCAGCUGUUUCCCUGUGGGUCCGGUUGGACUGACUUUUGACAGUCAGCCUUCAGCUGCGGUGGAGGGGGUGCUCGGCUGGGGGCAGCCGAGAAAGUUGAGCUGAGAGAGGCGGAGUUGAGCCGGGACGAGCCGGGCGCUCGGAGCAGACGGCGGCGGGCGUCUCGGGUGGACGCGGAGCCCAGACUCCCGGCGCGUCCCGGGGGUUCCGCAUUUCACGUGUACCGUUUGGAUCGUCUAGGCGUGCAGCUGCCUCGGCCCAGGCUCUCGCCCCCGCCCCGUGGAGACGCGGGAUUCCAUCUUUCGUGAUGGCAUCCUUACGGGAUUGAGAUUUGAAGAACCAACUUCUCACCGUCCAUUGGAUUAUGCCUAAGGCCUUCCUACCCAAUGAUCCUCUUGCAACACGAAGGGCUUCCUCCACCUAAGCGGCCCUCAUCCUCUCCUCCUAUGUCAGUGGCUGCCAGGUCUACAGGAACACAGCUUCCACCCCAGAAGGCUUUUGGGCAGGAGACUUCCUUGCCUCUGGCAGGGGAAGAAGAAUUACCUAAAGGAGGGGAGCAAGACUCUGCCCUGGAGGAGCUGUGUAAGCCCCUGUACUGCAAACUCUGCAAUGUCACCUUGAACUCAGCACAGCAAGCCCAGGCUCAUUAUCAGGGUAAAAACCAUGGUAAGAAACUCCGAAAUUACUAUGCAGCACACAGCUGUCCUCCUCCUGCCAGAAUGAGCAGUACAGUAGAACCUGUGGCCACUCCAGCUAUUCCGGCCCCUCCGCAGAUGGGCUCCUUUAAGCCCGGAGGCCGAGUGAUCCUGGCCACGGAGAAUGACUACUGUAAGCUCUGUGACGCCUCCUUCAGCUCUCCGGCCGUGGCUCAGGCCCACUAUCAAGGGAAGAAUCAUGCCAAGAGGCUGCGGCUGGCAGAAGCUCAGAGUAACUCAUUCUCGGAGUCCUCAGAGGCUGGUCAAAGGCGGAUCCGGAAAGAAGGGAAUGAGUAUAAGAUGAUGCCUAAUAGGAGAAAUAUGUAUACAGUACAGAAUAAUUCAGCAGGUCCUUACUUCAAUCCCCGCUCUCGGCAGAGAAUUCCACGUGAUCUGGCCAUGUGCGUUACUCCAAGUGGCCAGUUUUAUUGCUCAAUGUGUAAUGUUGGGGCUGGCGAAGAGGUGGAAUUCCGGCAGCAUUUAGAGAGCAAGCAACACAAAAGCAAGGUGUCUGAGCAGCGGUACAGGAAUGAGAUGGAGAAUCUGGGAUAUGUAUAGUGAUUGUCAUGUGUGGAUAGAGCAGCUUGUCCUGCCUGUUGUUCGCCUUCUGUACAAUGCCCUGCUUUGUGGUCCUUUGGUAUGAGUGCAUUCCUCUGCUUAAUGUUAAUAUACGUGCCCUGCAGUGGUAUCAUGGGAUGUCAGAACGGGGGAAGGCAGAGAGCGUGCUUCUUAGGUCAUGGUGCUUCCAGGUUUGUUGUGUUGGUCUGCAUGUGACCUGCCUACCCCAUGAGAAGGGACUUUUUAUCUUGGCCAAGUUCUGGUCCACUAGUAGCCUGACCACAUAGAGCUUUAGCUAUUUGAAAAAUUCAUCUUCUUUUGCAAUUUUAGUUCUAUGUAAUAUUAAGUGUUUUACUGAGUUCUUACUUCAGAUCACAGUAAAAAAAAAACCCAGGUAAGCAGAGACUUCAGUUUCUCAAGGCUUCUUUGGAGCCACCACCACAGCUCAAUGCCUUGUCACUGGGAUAUACUGUGAUAAACUGCAUUAGGGUCUUUCCUUUGACAUUUUCCCCUUUAUCAUGUCCUCCCAUUAUUGAAGUGCAGUUUUCUUGGAUUCAGAUCCUUCCAACGUGCUUGUGGACUUCUACAUAGUAAAACUUCCAUUUCCAGUUGUGGUUUUCACACAUUUAAAUGCCACCUUCUUCCUCUUUUUUUUUACCCCCAACUGAAUUACCUUGUCCAGUGAACUCAUUUUCAUGCCCCAGCUAUGCUGUGAGUUUCCAAGCCCUACAUUUGAAUAUCCAGUGAGUUUAAGAUAGAUAGUUCCAGCUGGUUUUAGGAAAAGUAAAGAUGUGUUUGAUUUUCAUUUUAAAGUUACUUCAUUAGUAAUGUCAUACUUAGAUCAUGGUCACAGUUUUAAGUUCAGAUCUCUUGAGAUUUGUUCUGGCAGAUGUUUUAGGUAAAAGGAUUCUUAGAUUUUACUAACAUUUUUCCCUGUCUUGCUAGUUUGUUGACUGUCCUGAAAAAUACCACUACUUUACUGUUUCAUAGAUAAAGAGGAGUUUUUAAAAAGUUAAUGAAAUUUCAGUAUCAUUACUUCCAGUAGGAAAAUAUAUGAACUUUAGUUUCAUUCUUUUUAAUUCAGCUUCCUUGAAGAUAAUGGAAAUGUAUUAUAGAUUAUUUUGUUAUCUUAUAAUUACGACAGUAUCAGAAGCUGUAGUAUAUAUCUAGAUUAACUAAUAGAGUACUCAUUAAUAACUUUCAUUAAUUGUAUUUUAUCUAUUACUGUAUUUACAUGGGUAAGACCGGUGCUUAUCCAUACUUCACCAGGAAGGCCACAUUCACCAGUAUGUUUAUAAUGAGCAGGAUCUUUGCACUAUGGUCAAUUCACAUUUGAUUACUUUUUACUUAUUAAAAAUAAAACUUAUUUUUCCUUGAGAAUUCUAUAGGCAAAGAGAUAAGGAGAAGGAAAAUUAUCAUUAUUCUUUUCCUUUAAUAAUUCUGAGCAUGUUUUGAACCAUCUAGACCCAUAUUUAAAGUUCAGUUUUGUGAUUAACCUCUGGUACAGUAUCAAGUUACUCUUCUGUUGAAGUGGUGGUUUUUUGAAACAUAGGAUUGUAAUUUUUUUUUUCUCCCAGAGAAUUAAAUAAUGCUCUGUUGAGAUUCUAUCUAGACCUGUGUCUCAACAUAAUAACCUUUUUUGCAGUACUGUAUGAAGUACAAUCUAUUAGUUUAGGGCAAUUUAGAGCUUAUUUUAUUGGUCAGUAGGUUACUCAUUUUGCUGCUAAUUUUGGUAGAUUUUAAUGUUGCAGUGCUGGACACUUGAUUCUAUGAUUAUUUAAUAAUCUCAUUUUUUCCCCUCUGUGUGUGUGUGCAUGUGUGUAUACACAUGUAUAUGUAUGUGUGUGUGUGUAUAUAUAUAUAUAUAUAUAUAUAUAUAUAUAUGUCUUUAUAUACAUACACACACACUUAUAUAAAACUAUGUAUAUAUAGUUUUAUGUGAUACCAUAGAGAAGAUUCCAUUGAAUACAUGUUUCAGGUAACAGUAAAAGAUUGUGGGUAAGAAUUUACCUUUUAUAAAAGUGGUAUUCAUCCACUUUCAGUUUUUCUUUUGCAAAUAAAAUUAAAGAAAGUGUUUACCCCACUCUCCCCACUUAACAAAUUCAUUUUAUAUGUACAAAAAGCAGUGGACUUAAGGCCUUGAUGUUUUCCUGGCCUUGUGUAUUCAGGUUUCCAGUCUCCCAGUGCCCUUAAUGGAUGUUACAAAUGCGUAAACGCAUUUUCUUUUAAAGAAAAAGUUAGAUUUAUAGUGUUAUUUCUUACUUGCUCUAUUUCUUUGCACUAUAAAAGAGCUAUGUGUUUGUUUUAUAUGACACUUUAGAUACCAUAUUGCCUAAAAUAACUCAGUUUGCUCCAUAAUUUCCAAAGUCUAGGAAGUUGAUAAAUAACUUCCAUGAUCGUUUAUGGAGGUUACAUACACAUUCUCCCCCCAAAAAUCACAAAGCCCUGUGAGUGGGUUCUGUUUUGGGCAUGCUCCCUUGCAAUAUUCUCCUGUGUUCUGUAGGUGAAACAAAGAGUCACAGAGGUUGUCAGAAAAGAAAUGCUAAAUAAAUACAUCUCUGCAUGGUACAGUUUCUCACACUCAUGCGUUCCAAAGGAGAAAGAGGAGGCUGUUGUUACUCUUGCUGUCAGUCAUAUGUGAUCUCCGUUUGUUUCUUUUUGUGAAGUACAGUCCUGCUCUGAAUUGUGCUUUAGAAUGUGUACCUUGUACUCCCCAGGAAUCGUGUUAAGUCAUUUUAUAUGCUGUAUACAAGGAUGAACAGAGGCCUAAACAAUGGAAAACCUUCAGUUAAAUAAAUUAAGUAGAUUUCAGUAAUCAUCUGCAAGAAGGACUCAUAGCAUCCAAAUCUCUUUUCUCUGAAUUUUGUGUAAGUGGUCAAAGUUGACGUUAGAAAAUAAUGAUUAGAAAUUCUCCUGAGAUAUUGAGGACAAGAAGUUGUAAAGUAAAAAUCCCAUGUUCCAAUUAAAAGAUUGGAUUGCGUAUGCCUUCGAAGUGUUUUUUUCCGGAAACUUAAGCUACAAAACUGGGUGUGCUAUGUAAUCCUUUUGACUCCACACUGAACAGAAACUACUUUGUUGGUCUUGUAUUUGUAUAUCAUGUACUGCAACUUGUAAAUAUGUGCAUGUUGUUUAUUACAUUUGUCUGCUUGUCUGUUGCACUGAAUUUUGCAAGGUGAAUAAUUAUUUUAUACCAUUCAUUUUGAAAAAGUCCCUACUCCCAACUCUUCCUCGACAUUUUCCCUUCUAAUUAGUUGUUAAACUUAGAAAAUCAUUUAGAAUUUUUGAAAUCUUGAGAUUGAAUGAAGAAUCAUGGCUAUCUGAGGUCCUCUUCAUGUCCCUCUGACUUAAACAGCUAAAGGGAAGCAUGAGAUUUCCCACCUUAUUUCACACAGUUGUUCUGUGGAAUUGUCAUGCUUCCUUAUAGCUACCUAUCUACACUUUGAACAAGGAUAAGAGGAGAAAUAUAUGUACUUCAUGUUUAUAUAUAAACAUAUAUAUAUAGUGUAUCUGGUUAAAUCUUCCUCUGUAGAUAGAGUCUAAGGAUUUGCAGUAGUAUUUAUGAUUCCUUCACUCCUGAAUUGGCUAGGACUAUGAACAGGUACAAUUUGAGGACUGUCCAGUGACCUACGUAAAUUGAGUUUUGUGUCAAGGGAGACAUGUAACUGUUUGGCAUAAUAUCCUCUAUAGAGAGGCGUACAGAUGGCAGAUUUAGGAUUUAAUUAAUUUUGUUUCCUUAAUGUCAGAAUUUAGAAGUACUUUCUGAAGAACUUGGUGAGGCAUAUGCUAAGGAUAAUAGAGCUACUUUAGAAAUAGAGAAAUGCCAGCAUAGAAAAAGUUUAAUGCAGGCUUUUGAACAGAUAUGUAAAAAUAUUCCAUCUUACUCUUCUUUUGUUUUUGUGUUUUACUAGCCAAAUCAUCUUUCAGGAGUUUCAUACAUUGUAAAGAGUGUUUUUUUCUUUUUUUGGCAAUAGACUCUUACAAUUGUGAGCUGUUAUUAUCAGUCUAGCUGAAUGGACAAUUAGCUGUGUAAAUAGCUUUUCAUAUGACAUUUCUACUGAUAGCUGUUUGACAUUUUCUUCCCAUUAUGAAUGGGAGGAUCAUUUGUAAACUCCCUUUCUGGGUAGCUACAAAAAAAAAAAAAAAAAUGGCUUAUGGUCCUAUGUGACCCUGUCUCCGUUAAGCCCAGAAUAUGAGUGCCUUUAGCAAGUUUUAGUGUUUGACAGAGAGAAGAAAUGAUGAAUUAUUGCCAUUAAUCACAAUUCAUAAAAUAGCUGUAUGAAUUCUGUAUUCUACAUCUUUUUUUUUUCUUAAUGCAAUCUCAAUUUCAUAUGAAUAAAUCUGUUACUAUUAUUGGUCGGGAAUCAUACACCCUGAAAAUAAAUCCCGUUAUCCCAGGCUGACAGUAGUCAUGGAUAAUUUUUCACUUUGAUCUGUCCUAUUAUUGAAUGACAGCAUAUGGUGAAUUGGGAAGAGGAUCCCAAACACUGAUGUUUGGAAAAACUUAUAUCAGUGGUCAUUUUCAAACGUGUCUAUUCUCUAGAGAGGAGAGAAUUAUGUAUUUGCAAACUAAGUAUGUGAAAAGAUUGUCUUGCAUGAUACUUACUGUGUUAGUUUACUUCUACCUUAAAAAAAGGUAUCUUCAUAAAUCCGACUUGAGGCCUUUUAAAGCAAGAAUUUCCCUACUUCAGUUAAUUUAAAUUUCUAAAUUGCCUGAGUACUUUGAGUCUUUAAAACAUACUGUGAAAUUAAUUUUAUUGUAGAAACACAUUUUCCUUAACAUUUUGUUAUGAAAAAUUUCCAAAAUACAUCUGAGUUGAGUCAAUUUUAGAAUAUACCCAUCACUAGAUUCUACCAUCAACAUUUUUGUACCACCAUAUAUCCACUCAUCCCUCUAUUCAUCCAUCAGUCCAUGGGGUUUUUAAAAUACACAAUUCAAUGUAAAUUUCAGGCAAUACAUUUCCUUUAACACUUGAGCAUAGGUGUCAUUAACUAGAGUUUAGUAUUUGUUUAUAAAUGUCUUUUAAAAAGCCGUGCAUGAAGUUGAUAGUCUCAGCCAAAUAGUGUAUAUUUUUUUCCUCCUAUAGACUUAGCCAUCUAGUUUCUGUUUUUAAAUGUGCUGAGAGUGAGGGAAGACAGCUUUCAAACUGAAGUUUUGUGGUAUUGGUCAUUUUAAAUGCUAAUGACCAUACCUUUUCAAGUUCACGAUCAGAAUUUUUUCUUUACCCCUCUUAUGAUGUAUUUUUGCUGAACUAUGCAGCUUUAAAAAACUGUAAAUUACUGAUUGGGGUUUAUUAAGUCAGCUUAUACCUCAUUUCAAUCUACUGCUGCUUUUCUCUGUUAUCUUGUCUCCUUUUUCUACUUUUACCUGUUCUGUCGGAAAGGAGGAGGAAAGAGCCAAACCCAUAAGCGAUUUAGCUGUUCUAAGCAACUCUGUAAGAAUAGAUUAAGUAGUUUGGAAAGUUGAAACCAUUAAUAUAUCUAAAGCCUUUGAAUCCCCUGAGCAUUGUAAUUGCCCACAUUUCCUCUAGCCAUAAUUGGCAUGAUUAAAAAUGAUUGUACUGUACAAUGAAUUAUUGAAAUUAUGAGCCUUAGUAACCAUCUUUAGCUUUACUCUAGUACUGUUCAGAAAAAGUUUUUGAUAUAUGCCUUUAUUUUUAUGCCAACUUUUUUGUGGACAAAAUCUGACGAAUAUAAGUGACUUGCGGUUGGUCAUGAAGAUUCAAAUGAUAAGUCAGAAUUGAAACUUCCAUAUUCCUGAUUCAUAUUCUUAUGCUUGUAUAAUAAGAUUCAUGGCUUCCACAAUAACUGAACACUUCCUUUGGGGCCCUUAAAAUGAAAAAAAAAUGUAUUUUUACUAAUUAGACUUUCAUUUUUAGGCAUUCUGUGAUUCUUUGAACUCAAAAGAGCUGUUCAUGGUCAUGUCCCUCAUUAAGCCAAUGCAGUUGCUUAAAAUCUCUCUUACUCUUGAAUACUAACUAAUAAGCAGGUUUUUUCAGGUUUCUUUUUGCAGUUAAAUGACCUUCAUGAUUCACUCAUAACUCUAUGUAAGUGCUUAAGUGACCCCCUCACUAGUGAAAAUAAAUGUUCUAUGUCACUAAUUAUGUGUAUUUUCUCUACAUGAUAUAUUUUUUUAAGGAAAAGUAACCCCAUGUGUCAGCAUGAAUGAUAUCCUAGGGCAAAGCACAUAACAAAGUUUAUUUCUACUCUGCAAAUCUGUUAUUUAUGGGAACAAAACUCCUCAGAGUGGCUGGUCAUCAUUUUGCCUUCUUUUGGUACUUGAGCACCUUCCUGUGGUUUUGUAAAUCAGUGUGUCAUUUUGUAAGAAUUUCAUGUUGAUUCUGUGUUAAUUGGUGUUUGCCGUGUGGUAUCCUUGGCUGACCAUAAUAAUUUAGUUUGGGUAUGGUGUAUCUGCUUUGAGAUGCCUUACUAGAGUAUGUCCGACUCUGCUCUAAAGCACUCCAUGUAUCUGCUAGGACACUGAAUUGCCUCUCUUGGAUGUAUGCUCUAGAACCAGAAGCAAAACUAGUUUUCUUUUCACUGUUAACGUUGCAUUUUAGUGCAGUUAUUGUUUUAAAUUAGAGAAUACAAUCGUGGAAAACCAAGGGAGACUUUAGAAUCCUUCAUUUAGUGGCAUGGCAAACUUUUAAACUGCUUUUGCUAUUUCACUAGAACAGUAUCUCCAGUAAAGGGGGUAGAGCUAAAAAAAAAAAAAAUGCCAACCAAUACUGUAUGAAAAUGGGGUUGUUUUCCUAAAAUUUUCUCUAAAUGUCAUGUGUUUAACAUCUGUAAAUGCUAUUGGGGUUUAGUGCCAGUCACUGCUUUAGAAAUCUGUGUUCUGGGGCUACAGAAGUGAUAAAAGUGUCAUGGGAUUAAAACCAAACAGCUGUGGAUUGUGAAGUUGGAAUUGCUCUUUUGGUUUUAUUUUCUUCAGCAUAUUGAAUAUAGGAAUCCAAAAGUUAUUUAAAAUUUACACUGCUUAUGUUGAUGGCUCAUUUUGGCUGUGUAUUCUCACUUACGUACUGAUUUCUGAUAGAGGCUUGAUGUUAUUAUAACAGGCAUUUUGUGUUAAAUUUAAUAAAACAAUUUCUGAGUCUCGUC
This is a messenger RNA of Manis pentadactyla (Chinese pangolin), 8382 nucleotides long. It is a transcript of the gene ZMAT3, whose product is annotated as zinc finger matrin-type 3. The transcript is spliced from 7 exons. Gene Ontology annotation, molecular function: zinc ion binding; nucleic acid binding. Lineage: Eukaryota; Metazoa; Chordata; Mammalia; Pholidota; Manidae. The coding region runs from base 418 to 1284 and encodes 288 amino acids. The record is from RefSeq and is a predicted model, not a curated record.